AUGCGUUUGGCAUUUCUACUUUUGGCUUUGGCGGUCAUUGCUGUUUAUGAUUCCGCAACUACUGUAGUACCUGACUGCGUUGGCAGUAUGGUAAGCGGCGGUAGCAGCGGUGGAAGCAAUAGCGGAAGCAGCAGUGGAAGCAAUAGCGGAAGCAGCAGUGGAAGCAUUAGCGGAAGCAGCAGUGGAAGCAAUAGCGGAAGCAGCAGUGGAAGCAAUAGUGGAAGCAGCAGUGGAAGCAAUAGUGGAAGCAAUAGUGGAAGCAGCAGUGGAAGCAUUAGCGGAAGCAGCAGUGAAAGCAAUAGCGGAAGCAGCAGUGGAAGCAAUAGCGUAAGCAGCAGUGGAAGCAAUAGCGGAAGCAGCAGUGGAAGCAAUAGUGGAAGCAGCAGUGGAAGCAUUAGCAGAAGCAGUAGUGGAAGCAAUAGCGGAAGCAGCAGUGGAAGCAAUAGCGUAAGCAGCAGUGGAAGCAAUAGCGGAAGUAGCAGUGGAAGCAAUAGUGGAAGCAGCAGUGGAAGCAUUAGCGAAAGCGGCAGUGGAAGCAAUAGCGGAAGCAGCAGUGGAAGCAAUAGCGGAAGCAGCAGUGGAAGCAUUAGCGGAAGCAGCAGUGAAAGCAAUAGCGGAAGCAGCAGUGGAAGCAAUAGCGUAAGCAGCAGUGGAAGCAAUAGCGGAAGCAGCAGUGGAAGCAAUAGCGGAAGCAGCAGUGGAAGCAAUAGUGGAAGCAUUAGCGGAAGCAGUAGUGGAAGCAAUAGCGGAACCAGCAGUGGAAGCAAUAGCGGAAGCAGCAGUGGAAGCAAUAGCGGAAGCAGCAGUGGAAGCAAUAGCGGAAGCAGCAGUGGAAGCAAUAGCGGAAGCAGUAGUGGAAGCAGCGGCGGAAGCAGCGGUGGAAGCAGUGGUGAAAGCAGCUGCGGUAGCAGCGGUGGAAGCAGUAGUGGAAGCAGCGGCAGUAGUGGAAGCAGCGGAAGUAGUGGAAGUAGCGGCAGUACCGGAAGUAGUGGAAGCAACAGUGGAAGCAGCAGUGGAAGCAAUAGCGGAAGCAGCAGUGGAAGUAAUAGCGGAAGCAGCAGUGGAAGCAAUAGCGGAAGCAGCAGUGGAAGCAAUAGCGGAAGCAGCAGUGGAAGCAAUAGCGGUAGCAGCAGUGGAAGCAGCAGUGGAAGCAAUAGCGGAAGCAGCAGUGGAAGCAAUAGCGGAAGCAGCAGUGGAAGCAAUAGUGGAAGCAAUAGUGGAAGCAGCAGUGGAAGCAUUAGCGGAAGCAGCAGUGAAAGCAAUAGCGGAACCAGCAGUGGAAGCAAUAGCGGAAGCAGCAGUGGAAGCAAUAGUGGAAGCAUUAGCGGAAGCAGCAGUGGAAGCAAUAGCGGAACCAGCAGUGGAAGCAAUAGCGGAACCAGCAGUGGAAGCAAUAGCGGAACCAGCAGUAGAAGCAAUAGCGGAAGCAGCAGUGGAAGCAAUAGCGGAACCAGCAGUGGAAGCAAUAGCGGAAGCAGCAGUGGAAGCAAUAGCGGAACCAGCAGUGGAAGUAAUAGCGGAACCAGCAGUGGAAGCAAUAGCGGAAGCAGCAGUGGAAGCAAUAGCGGAAGCAGCAGUGGAAGCAAUAGCGGAAGCAGUGGUGGAAGCAGUGGUGGAAGCAGCUGCGGUAGCAGCGGUGGAAGCAGUGGCGGAAGCAGCGGCAGUAGUGGAAGCAGCGGAAGUAGUGGAAGUAGCGGCAGUAGCGGAAGUAGUGGAAGCAACAGUGGAAGCAGCAGUGGAAGCAAUAGUGGAAGCAUUAGCGGAAGCAGCAGUGGAAGCAAUAGCGGAAGCAGCAGUGGAAGCAAUAGCGGAAGCAGCAGUGGAAGCAAUAGCGGAAGCAGCAGUGGAAGCAAUAGUGGAAGCAAUAGUGGAAGCAGCAGUGGAAGCAUUAGCGGAAGCAGCAGUGAAAGCAAUAGCGGAACCAGCAGUGGAAGCAAUAGCGGAAGCAGCAGUGGAAGCAAUAGUGGAAGCAUUAGCGGAAGCAGCAGUGGAAGCAAUAGCGGAACCAGCAGUGGAAGCAAUAGCGGAAGCAGCAGUGGAAGCAAUAGCGGAACCAGCAGUGGAAGCAAUAGCGGAAGCAGCAGUGGAAGCAAUAGCGGAAGCAGCAGUGGAAGCAAUAGCGGAACCAGCAGUGGAAGCAAUAGCGGAAGCAAUAGUGGAAGCAUUAGCGGAAGCAGCAGUGGAAGCAAUAGCGGAACCAGCAGUGGAAGCAAUAGCGGAAGCAGCAGUGGAAGCAAUAGUGGAAGCAGCAGUGGAAGCAUUAGCGGAAGCAGCAGUGGAAGCAAUAGCGGAAGCAGCAGUGGAAGCAAUAGUGGAAGCAGCAGUGGAAGCAAUAGCGGAAGCAGUGGUGGAAGCAGCGGCGGUAGCAGCGGCAGCAGUGGCAGUAGUGGAAGCAGCGGCAGCAGUGGAAGCAGCAGCAAUAGUGGCAGUAGUAGCAGCAGUGAAAGUAGCAGUGGAAGUAGCAGCAAUACUGGUGGCUCUACAGGAGGUGGAAAAGGUUGUGGCUGUUCUCCAACAUGUGCCUAAAAGAUCUUCAAGAUUUCCAUUUUAUAAAUACGAACGCACCAGUAUCGAUGCAUUCUGUGAUUUCUUUCCAAUAUAAGCUGACGAAAAAUUAUGGCACGCAAUAGAAGAAUAUCGAUUUUUUCAAGAGAUUAAUUCAAUGAGUUUCAAUUUUCUAGCAUUAUACUUAUCUGUUAAUUCACUCUGAGU
Molecule: messenger RNA, 2712 nt
Organism: Microplitis demolitor
Lineage: Eukaryota; Metazoa; Arthropoda; Insecta; Hymenoptera; Braconidae
Exons: 2
Coding region: 1-2526 (841 amino acids)
Source: RefSeq, a predicted model, not a curated record